This is a messenger RNA of Dichomitus squalens LYAD-421 SS1, 990 nucleotides long. RefSeq lists its product as uncharacterized. Gene Ontology annotation, biological process: Golgi organization; protein secretion. The record is from RefSeq and is a predicted model, not a curated record. The coding region runs from base 1 to 990 and encodes 329 amino acids. Gene Ontology annotation, cellular component: Golgi apparatus. NCBI's taxonomy places the organism in Eukaryota, Fungi, Basidiomycota, Agaricomycetes, Polyporales, Polyporaceae. The transcript has 4 exons.
AUGUGUGUUUGUUUCUGGACCUUGGAUCAUCCGGAGUAUGCCUUGAUCCUAUGUAGCAAUCGCGACGAGUACCUCCACCGGCCAACCGCGCCUGCCCACUGGCACUCUUUCGGCCCUAUCAAUGCCGACAAUACCGGAGAAGGCAGCGUUCUAUCCGGCAGGGAUUUGUUGGCUGGUGGAACCUGGGCAGGAAUUAGUCGGGGAGGCAGGGUCGCCCUUCUGACAAACAUCACGGAACCCAUUCGGAAGUAUGCGUCCUCCCGCGGCGACCUCGCCUCCCUGUUCCUGCUUCCACCAAUCCCAAAACCGACCCUCAAGGACGAGAUCGACGCAUUCCUUGACGCCCAUCGCGACGGCGUGUACGCUGGGUUCAACCUACUCGUCCUAUCGCCUUCUCCGUCAACUGAUCUCGGCGCUAACGGAGGACUGUCGCUCGAAGGAGCGAUCCUCACCAAUCACGGUGGCGGCGGCACGAUCACGGCCCGUAUGCUCUCAGAAGACGAGCGCCAUGUAGGCGGUAUGUCCAAUGGCAUCGAGGGCCAUGGUGCGGAGGAGUGGCCCAAGGUCCAGCACGGCCGACAAGCCAUGCGCGACCUCCUCCACGGCUUGCCACAAGACGCGAUGGAGGCCCAGAUCGCAGACCAGCUGUUCGAGCUUCUGACCUGGACGAGCGAGAAGGCACCCGUGGAUCGCUCCGAGCUGCGCAACACCAUCCAUGUGAAGCCCCUCCGUGUCCCGCUGCACACGAUGCCCGAGGGAGCAGGUGGGGCGACGGGCACGCCGCCCUCGCAUUUGUAUUACGGCACUCGCCUGUCGACGGUAAUCCUGAUCCGAAGGGAUGGACACGUAACUUUUAUUGAACGAGACGUCUGGACCCUCGAUGACUCGAGGGGCGGUGAGGGUGCCGUGCCCAAGCGAGAUUCGGGAGGCGAUCGCGUCUUCCACUUCCAGAUCCCGCGGGAUCCAUGCGCAGAGCAUUCGUCGAGCUGA